This is a messenger RNA of Aspergillus caelatus, 1158 nucleotides long. RefSeq names its product purine and uridine phosphorylase. Gene Ontology annotation, biological process: nucleoside metabolic process. The coding region runs from base 155 to 814 and encodes 219 amino acids. Gene Ontology annotation, molecular function: catalytic activity. The record is from RefSeq and is a predicted model, not a curated record. The transcript has a single exon. Lineage: Eukaryota; Fungi; Ascomycota; Eurotiomycetes; Eurotiales; Aspergillaceae.
UGUGUUUGACUUAAUCGAAAGAGAAACUUUCUAUGAUUAUCUUGCUACACGGAAUUCUAGAUUCUACCUGAAACCGUGGUCAUAAAAUAAAAAAAAAACAAAACUAGCCUACGAUGACUAUACCAUUGCCUGGAUUUGCGCGUUACCGCUGGAGAUGGCGGCUGCCAAGGCGAUGCUUCAGGAGACCCAUGAAUCCCUUCCCCAACCACAAGCGGAUCAGAACUCCUAUUCUCUUGGGGAAAUGAGCGGCCAUAACAUUGUUCUUGUCUGUCUACCCUCUGGAGUAUAUGGAACAACAUCUGCAGCCACGGUUCUCUCCCAAAUGCUGUCAACAUUUCCGUCCGUAAAAGUUGGCUUGAUGGUGGGGAUUGGUGGGGGCGUACCCAGCAGCAGUGUUGAUAUUCGCCUUGGGGAUGUGGUGGUUAGCAUGCCAUCUGGCUCCUCAGGUGGUGUGAUACAGGAUGAUUAUGGCAAGACACUGCCUGAUGGAUUCUUUCAGCAUACCGGCUCACUCAACACCCCCCCUCAAGUACUGUUGAGUGCUGUGUCUCAGAUGCGCUGCAAUCAUAUGAUUAAAGGGCCUGAAAUUCAUGCCACUAUUAUGAAAACUCUAGAUAGUAAUCAGUAUAUGGAAGAACAGUUCUCGCCGCCUAAGAGAGACUGGCUAUUCAAUGCAACAUAUCAACAUCCAAAGAACAGUCUCGAUUGCUCGCAAUGCGACCAGAUCCAGGUGGUGAAACGUAUACCACGAAAGUCUCACGAGCCUCAAAUUCAUUAUGUCGCUCCAGAUAGCCGCCUAAUGCUCCGCCAAUGAAACCAUCGGACUGUGGGAUGUCAAAGCAGAAGUGCUGGACAAGGUUCUGUACCCAAUUGGGACUUUUCUAGCCUCAGGUUCUCCACCCGAACCUCGUACCUAUAUACUGAGAGCGGUUUAUUUGGAGUUCAGCCCUUUGGCAGUGAACGAUACCCAAUACCAAAUGAGCCCAAGCACCAUAUAUCCUUAGUAGGAGACUGGGUGACCAUUGAAGGCGUAAGGUUACUAUACUUGCCACCAGCAUACCACUCCCCAGAUUGCUUAGACAUCAAGGAUGUGGUCCCUUCUCUUAGGUAUAGUGACGGGCGGUUUUAUAUGAUGAAAUCGCGUAUAAUGCAUUCCCG